CCUCCCACACUUCAUCUUUUUUUUUUCCUCCACAUCACUGCGGGCAACAGCAUGGCAGGUGACGACAGUGGCGGGGCUGGAGCAUCGAGGCGCAGGCGGGGCACUGCUGAUGCAGACAAGGGGAAAGGUCAGGUGCCAGAUGUUGCUGACAAGCCUUCCUCGAGCAAGACAGUGCAAUCAACUACAACGGCCGUCAACAAGGACGCAACACCGCGUACUGACCCUGCUCUCUUUCAACCCCAAGAUGCCGACGCACAUCAGAAGCUGCUGAAGAGGAGUUCAGUGUGGCAGUGGAUUGAACAGGGACAAGUGGCAUUGUCGGCAGGCCGUGGGGAGUAUUGGCUCAGGUGUCGCCUGUGCUCCACCGUCUUCAGGGGCUCAUCGUCCAAGGCGGUUCAUCAUUUCCUGAAGCCACAGAAACCGUGUCCUUUUCGGACGGGGGAGAUUGUCGAUGAGCUUGUGACCAACCAGCGUGGCAAGGUAAAGCCCAGUGACAAGAAAACUGAGUACUUGCUGAAGAAUGCUAGGGGACUAGCCAGGUGCCCAGAGGGGGGUGAGGAGCAUGUGGAGAGUGGAUCUGAUGCUGAGGAUCCCUUGUCGGAGCCGUAUGCCCCCACCUCUCCCGGGGCGGUCUGCUCCACGGCUAAUUGCACACACUCUUGCCACGGAAAGUGAGGAUGGGGAGGAGGGUGAUGAGAAGACCGGUGAAGCGCGGGGCACUGUCAAACCUGUCAUGGCGAAGCAGACCACAAUCA
Messenger RNA from Chara braunii, 755 nucleotides. Lineage: Eukaryota; Viridiplantae; Streptophyta; Charophyceae; Charales; Characeae. The record is from the annotation of a GenBank genome assembly.